Messenger RNA from Procambarus clarkii (red swamp crayfish), 978 nucleotides. RefSeq names its product S-antigen protein-like. Lineage: Eukaryota; Metazoa; Arthropoda; Malacostraca; Decapoda; Cambaridae. The record is from RefSeq and is a predicted model, not a curated record.
AUGAAGGCCCCACACGUGACUAACGUGAAGGCCCCACACGUGACUAACAUGAAGGACCAACACGUGACUAACAUGAAGGCCCCACACGUGACUAACAUGAAGGACCCACACAUGACUAACAUGAAGGCCCCACACGUGACUAACAUGAAGGCCCCACACAUGACUAACAUGAAGGACCCACACAUGACUAACAUGAAGGACCAACACGUGACUAACAUGAAGGCCCCACACGUGACUAACAUGAGGUCCCCACACGUGACUAACAUGAGGGCCCCACACGUGACCUCUAUGAAGGCCACACACGUGACUAACAUGAAGGCCCCACACGUGACUAACAUGAAAACCCCACACGUGACUAACAUGAAGACCCCACACGUGACUAAUAUGAAGGACCAACACGUGACUAACAUGAAGGAAACACACGUGACUAACAUGAAGGCCCCACACGUGACUAACAUGAGGUCCCCGAACGUGACUAACAUGAAAACCCCACACGUGACUAACAUGAAGACCCCACACGUGACUAAUAUGAAGGACCAACACGUGACUAACAUGAAGGAAACACACGUGACUAACAUGAAGGCCCCACACGUGACUAACAUGAGGUCCCCGAACGUGACUAACAUGAAAACCCCACACGUGACUAACAUGAAGACCCCACACGUGACUAAUAUGAAGGACCAACACGUGACUAACAUGAAGGAAACACACGUGUCUAACAUGAGGUCCCUGAACGUGACUAACAUGAGGUCCCUACGCGUGACUAACAUGAGGGCCCCACACGUGACUAACAUGAAGGCCCCACACGUGACUAACAUGAGGUCCCUGAACGUGACUAACAUGAAGGUCCCACACGUGACUAACAUAAAAGCCCCACACGUGAAUAACAUGAAAGACACACACGUGACUAACAUGAAGGCCCCACACUUGAAUAACAUGAAAGACACACACGUGACUAACAUGAAGGCCCACACGUGA